Lathyrus oleraceus (garden pea) is the source of this 1229-nucleotide messenger RNA. Its product is annotated as protein-L-isoaspartate O-methyltransferase 1. The record is from RefSeq and is a predicted model, not a curated record. Gene Ontology annotation, molecular function: protein-L-isoaspartate (D-aspartate) O-methyltransferase activity. Gene Ontology annotation, biological process: protein modification process. Bases 166 to 858 code for a protein of 230 amino acids. Gene Ontology annotation, cellular component: cytoplasm. NCBI's taxonomy places the organism in Eukaryota, Viridiplantae, Streptophyta, Magnoliopsida, Fabales, Fabaceae. The transcript has 4 exons.
AAAGUAUCGAAAAGAAAGAAAGAAAGAGAAUAAACGUAUUUAGUCAUUGUUCCCGUAGUUGUUCAGAUUACAUCAUCUCUGCCUAAUUUUCACUCACGCUGAUCAGCGUCUCACUGCUAGCAACACAGCCCCAACUCCAUCACCACAGUUCUCUCCCUCUCUACGAUGGAGCAAUAUUGGUCUGGGAGUGCGAUCAAUAAAAACAAAGGGAUGGUAGAGAAUUUGCAGCAUUGCGGAAUAAUCAAAUCUAGGAAGGUGGUUGAAGUAAUGGAAAACAUUGACAGAGGUUUAUUUGUACCCAAUGGGGUUCAACCUUACAUAGACAGCCCCUUUGCUAUAGGCUACAAUGCCACUAUAUCUGCACCGCACAUGCACGCAGCCUGCCUUCAGUUGCUGGAGAAUCAUUUGGAACCUGGAAUGCAUGCUUUGGAUGUUGGCUCUGGGACUGGGUACUUGACAGCUUGCUUUGCCUUGAUGGUUGGACCGAAUGGACGUACUGUUGGCGUGGAGCAUAUUCCUGAAUUGGUUUCCUUUUCAAUCAAGAAUAUUGAAAAAAGUGAUGCAGCUCCACUAUUGAAAGAUGGUUCCCUUUCUGUGCAUGAUGGUGAUGGAAGGCAGGGUUGGCCUGAGUUUGCUCCUUAUGAUGCCAUUCAUGUUGGAGCAGCGGCACCAGAGAUUCCCCAACCACUUAUUGAUCAAUUGAAGCCGGGUGGUCGGAUGGUUAUUCCUGUUGGAAACACAUUUCAAGAUUUAAAGGUUGUGGAUAAGAACUCUGAUGGUUCUAUCAGUAUCCGGACUGAGACCUCUGUUCGAUAUGUGCCUCUCACUAGCAAGGAAGCUCAACUUAAAGGGGAAUAAGAAUAGAAAAGGCGAAGAAAAAUCUUCAUAUCUGAAAGAAUCUGUAUAGUUCAAGUUGGUUUUCUCUUCUUGCCCCCAAAACAGGAAAAGCAAACAUUGUUACUUAGUGAAACAAACAUUUAAGUAAGGGUAUCUAGCUUGAUAAAGACGUCCUAAUCAUAUUAGCAACAUCAAGCAUGUCGAAACCAUAGGAAUUUGGAUCUCUAUCACCGCAUAUGCUUGCCUGAGUUUUUGUAUUUGAAGAUGGAUUCUUAGAAACUCAGUCUUCCCUAAUAUCUUCAAUAUCAAAACAAAAUUAUAUUUAUCAAGUCUCUUUAGAAAAAUGAAAUGUAAGUAUUGUGUUUUUAGUCAUAUAUCUUUAUCCUUUUCAA